ACGAACAAGUUAAAGACUUUUCAUUCUUCGGACAACACGAGCAAUUCAGAGAGCAUGGCCAGCACCUCCAAAGACAACGGUGGCGACCAAUGUAAGGUUGUGACCAAGAAAAGGAAGGCCUGCACAGAUCUGGAAAUGCAGAGAAAAAAACGAAAGACUGCCAGCAACCCCAUCAAGGGGUCAGCAGAGGCUGUGCUGACUCAGGGGACCAAAAGAAAGUCCAGCUUCCAAAGAGAGUCCCCCAGUAAGAAGCAGAGGGUUGGAAGCACUGACACCAACACCAACACUGCUGAACCCAGCAAAGUGUCUGAGGAGGAGACCAGUGUUGACCUGCGGCUAGCAGUAGACACUCCCAGGACAUCGGAGAGCUCCAAAAGCUCUUCGACCUCCAAUAACUUGUCUACUCCCAAGAACUGGAUCAUAUCCAACUCAGAGACUGCAAGCAGAGAGUUUGAAGCCAAGUACCUGCAGCUGAACAGGCUGGGAGAAGGAGGCUUUGGUUCAGUUUAUGCUGGGAUUAGAAAAGCUGAUUAUUUACCAGUGGCGAUCAAACACAUCCCCCAAGCUAAAGUGAAGGUUCAACUGGCUGACAUAAAUGGUGAGACACACAUACUGCCCACUGAGGUGCUCCUCAUGAAAACAGCGGCAGGUGGACCAGAGUCAGUGGGGAAAUAUGCAGCCACUACCUUAUUAGACUGGUAUGACCUGGACCACGGGCUUGUCCUGGUCAUGGAGAGACCAGUUCCCUCUGUGGACCUAUGGACCCACCUGGAUGAGACCAAUGGUUACAUGGCGGAAGCCCAGGCUAAGAACAUCAUGAAACAGCUGGUGGAUGCAGCCAUUCAAAUGCACUCUCAGAAAGUGUUCCAUCGGGAUAUCAAAGCAAACAAUAUCCUUCUGGAAACUGGUUCUGAUGUCCCUCGAGUGCGCAUCAUAGACUUUGGCUGUGGCUGCGUUGAGAAAAGUGAACCUUACAACAGCUACUCUGGAACCCUUGAUUACGCCCCGCCAGAGUAUUACAAAGAGAGGGAAUACAAGGCCCGUCCCACCACAGUCUGGCAACUGGGCACACUACUUUAUGAGCUGCUGCAUGAAACCAGUGACUUUAGCACCCAGAGGUUCCUUAGGAACCAAAGGGCUUUUGUAAGUGGAUUAAAUGAGCUCAAAGUGUCCCAAGACUGCCUGGAUUUGUUGAAGAUGUGUUUGACGGCAGACCCGGACAACCGCGCUACCCUGGAAGAGAUGCAGGAACAUCCAUGGUUCACAUAAAACUGCACAUUCCACCCAACAAAACAUCGCCAUCAUCUGGAUGGAACAGAAACUACUUUGCCUUAAAACUUCAGUAUUUUGCAUUAAACUGUGCUUCAAAAAUAUAAAUAAAUGACAUAAGUCACAGUUUGUUGGUGAUUUAGUAAAUGUUUGGACAGGCACCUAAAUACUCUCAUAAAAGGUAUUAUGCUGAUGCGAUAAUGAUGAAAAUUCUUACAUACAUCAAUGCCUCUUUCUUCUCACACUCUGGAAAGAUGUGAACUCUUUCACCAAACAUCGUCUCAUACUUUCUGUAUUAAUGACUAAUUUAAAGAGUUUGGUCUGGACCUGCUCCGUUUGGAAAGUGUCAUGAGAUAACUUCUGUUGUCACUAUAUAAAUAAACUAUCGAACUGAACAUUUUUGCUUUCACUUUUCUAUUCCUGCAUCAAAGUUAGGAGGUAAUGUUGGUGGGCCCGCACUGAUAAAUAAUAUUUGAAGCUAAUACGGUUAGAAUGAAGCUAAUACUAUCUUAUAUACUCUGAGUACUUAAUAUGU
Scatophagus argus is the source of this 1804-nucleotide messenger RNA. Its product is annotated as serine/threonine-protein kinase pim-2-like. NCBI's taxonomy places the organism in Eukaryota, Metazoa, Chordata, Actinopteri, Scatophagidae. Gene Ontology annotation, cellular component: cytoplasm. Bases 55 to 1269 code for a protein of 404 amino acids. The transcript is spliced from 8 exons. The record is from RefSeq and is a predicted model, not a curated record. Gene Ontology annotation, biological process: negative regulation of apoptotic process; protein autophosphorylation; regulation of mitotic cell cycle. Gene Ontology annotation, molecular function: ATP binding; protein serine/threonine kinase activity.